GAACCAAACAUAAUAUGUCAUUACAGCAAAGAAUAGAAGAAAAGAAGAGAGAGCUGGAACAUCUGUCACAAAUAAAAGAGCUUUCGUUGAAUCUGUGUAAUCAGCUGGAGAAUCUUGAAGCCAAACUUGAAACGCUAGCGGAUGGUUCAGAAGCUGUUGCCCUUGUCAUGUCCAAUUGGAAUCAUAUCAUAAAAUCAGUAUCUCUAGCCUCGAUGAGUUUAACGAGUUAUACGGAACAGAGCUAUGAAAACAAAGAAGAUCCUCCACUGCCCGAAACUUUAGUGAGGCUUCGCAUACAUGAUGAUGUCGAAGAGCAAUGAAUGAC
Williopsis jadinii is the source of this 325-nucleotide messenger RNA. RefSeq names its product Dad2p (gene DAD2). Gene Ontology annotation, cellular component: mitotic spindle midzone; mitotic spindle pole body; mitotic spindle. The transcript has 3 exons. The record is from RefSeq and is a predicted model, not a curated record. NCBI's taxonomy places the organism in Eukaryota, Fungi, Ascomycota, Saccharomycetes, Phaffomycetales, Wickerhamomycetaceae. Gene Ontology annotation, biological process: mitotic cell cycle; attachment of spindle microtubules to kinetochore. The coding region runs from base 15 to 320 and encodes 101 amino acids.